ACUUAUAAAACAUAAGUAGGUAUACAUUGUAUGUGUAAAUGUGGAAUAUAUCAAGUGUUUUAUGGUUCAAGUUUAAAUGUUGGCACUAUUAUAUUGAUGAGAAUGUGAAUAUAUUUAUAUGCUACUCAGUUCAUUGGAAGUAACUGUAAUGAUGAGCACAUUGUUUGUACAAUGAAGUUAUUAGUGUAUUAUAUUCUUACUGUAUUGAUAAAAUAUUAUGCACCUGUUGAUGCAUUGCAAAUCCUUGCAAUACAAAAUAUUGCCGCUAAGAGUCAUUGGAAUUUUAUGAGUGCAGUUCUCCAAUCUUUGUCGGACAAUGGACAUAAUGUUACCGUAUACACUCCAUUCCUCGCUGGAAAUCGGGCUAACUACACAGAAGUCUAUUUGGAAUUGCCAUCAAGAGUCGGAUUGGAGGCCUUAGAAUCAAUAAAUAGUCUUGGAAAAGCUACAGUAAUAGUGCCUUUGGGCAUGAAUAUGACUCGUUAUUAUUGUAAUAUUAUUCAUGAACAAACGGAAUUACGAGAAAUAUUAAGAAGCGGUAAAUCAAAUUAUGAUAUUAUUAUCACUGAACUUUUGUCCUCGGAAUGUUCAUCUUACGUCGCUUUCAAGUUAAAUUUGCCACUUAUAUACGUAAUUCCUUCGUCAAUGAUCACAUAUAUGGAACAUGCUGUAUUAGGGGAUGUAUCUAAUCCAGCUACAGUCUCACAUCUGUUAGCUCAUCACGCGGUACCUAGAACAUUUGUUCAACGAUUUACAAACGUCAUCCUUUUGGGUUUUAGUUUGAUUGCAUUAUUGUAUAAAGAAAUGGAGCUGAAAAAAAUUGAUGGUCAACCAUAUGAUCUAGUGAAACCUAUAAAACCGUCGUUGAUAUUUAUGAAUUCAGAUUUCAUUACUGAAGGGCCAAGACCUAUGCUUCCAAAUGUCAUACAAAUCGGAGGAAUACAUCUGAAAACACCAAGUAACAUACCAAAUGAUAUACUGGAGUUUAUUGAAAAUUCACCACAUGGAGUGAUUUAUUUUACAUUUGGUUCAGUCAUUUCAAUGUCAACAUUACCAAAUCAUAUUCAAAAUGCGUUUAAAGAAACUUUUGCACAAAUAUCUCAGAGGAUAUUAUGGAAGUACGAAGGAGAAAUGAAAGAUAAACCGAUUAACGUAAUGACAAGUAAUUGGUUUCCUCAGCGUGAUAUACUUAUGCAUCCCAAUGUAAAAUUAUUUAUUAGUCACGGAGGUAUAUCUGGUGUAUUUGAAGCUAUAGAUGCAGGUGUUCCUGUUCUCGGAUUCCCCUUAUUCUACGAUCAACCUAGAAACAUAGAAAACUUAGUUGAUGCAGGAAUGGGGAUUUCAAUGGAUCUGUUAACAAUUGAAAAGGAUGAAUUGUUAAAAAAUAUUUUAGAUCUCACUAAUAAUGAAAAAUAUAUGAGAAACGCUAAAAUCAAUUCUGAAAGAUUUAAAGACCGACCGAUGUCUCCAGCAGAAUCAGUUGUUUAUUGGACAGAGUAUGUAGUUCGUCAUAAGGGUGCGCCACAUUUAAGAUCUCAUGCGUUCAAUUUGACGUGGUAUCAAUACUUUUUAUUGGAUGUUAUUGUUGUUUUAUUAUUAUUUAUUUAUUUUGUUUUAUUUAUUACUUACAAAGCUUUUAAAUUUAUUUAUUAUUACUUUUUAAAAUAUUCUCAAACUGUCAAACCAAAGCGGUGUGGUUGUGCACAUUUUUUGGAUUUUAGUGAACACACUUUUUUAUAUUGGGAUAAUUCAAGGAACGAGGAUUUACUAAGUAUGGCAUCAUUAAUUAAGAUACUGAUUAUUACAUUUUAUUGCGGCAUUGCUACGUUGUACUUUAAACCAGUUGGAGGAGAACGAAUUUUGGCUAUUGCUGCAGUAGGUGGAAAGAGUCACUGGAACUUUAUGGAAGGAAUAGUUCGUGCAUUAACAGAACAUGACCAUCAAGUUACAGUUUUAACACCAUUUCCUAGUGGUGAUGGAGAAAAUUAUACAGAAGUAGAUAUAUCGAAUGAAAUUAGAUCUUUAAUGAGGUUAAGCAUUGACCAAGUACAAAAAGAAUUAACUUCACAUUUUGAUUUAAUUAAUUUUGUCAACGAUUAUAGUCGAAAAACAUGUAAAAUAUUAUACGAAAAUAAUUUCAUUAAAAGCAUAAUGACCGAUUCCAGAUCUAAUUUUGAUGUCAUCUUCAUUGAAUUAAUGGCAUCGGAGUGCGUUUCAUAUUUAUCUGCCAAAUUAGAUUUACCAUUAAUAUACGUCACACCACCUCCUCUAAUAUCAUACGUAGAACAUUCUGUCUUAGGACAUUUUCCAAACCCAGCUGUUGUGUCACAUGUAUUAGCUGAUCACAGCAUUCCUAGAACAAUGAUUGAUCGAUUCACAAACACAGUAUUGUUGUUUUAUACAAUAUUUUUGCUUCAGUACAAAAGUUGGUCUGCAAGACUAUUCGAUACACAAGCUUUUGAUCAAAUCGAACCAAUUAAGCCCUCAAUAAUAUUUAGCAACGCACAUUUCAUUUCCGAUGCUUCAAGACCUAUAUUACCAAGUGUAAUUCAAGUCGGUGGUAUACAUCUCAGUCCGCCAAAAAAAAUACCUGACGAUAUUUUAGAAUUUAUCGAGAAUUCUCCACAAGGAGUAAUUUUUUUUACAUUAGGUUCUGUUGUGACAGUAUCUUCGAUACCAGAAAAUAUUAGAAACGAUAUUUUAAAAGUAUUAAGUCAAGUUCCUCAGAGAGUAUUACUAAAAUAUGAAGAUGAAAUGAUUGAUAAACCAGAGAAUAUCAUGAUAAAAAAAUGGUUUCCUCAACGAGAUAUACUUAUGCAUCCUAAUGUAAAAUUAUUUAUUAGUCACGGAGGAAUAUCCGGGAUGUAUGAGGCUGUAGAUGCCGGUGUUCCGGUUCUUGGAUUUCCUGUAUUCUUCGAUCAAUCAAGAAAUUUAGAAAAUUUAGUAGAUGCGGGGAUGGCAAUUUCAAUGAAUCUCGAUUCUGUGACUAGAGAUACAUUUAUGAAGGCUGUUUUAGAACUCGUCAAGAAUGAAAAGUACACGCAAAAUGCAAAAAUUGCUUCUGAUCGUUUUAAAGACCGCCCGUUGUCAUUGUCGAAAACCAUUGAUUAUUGGACGAGAUACGUUAUUCGCCAUAAAGGAGCUCCUCAUUUAAAAUCUCAUGCACUCAAUUUGAAAUGGUAUCAAUAUUUUUUACUGGACGUUAUUGCUGUUGUCGUAUUAGUUAUAUUAUUAUUUUAUUACAUUUUAUUUAAGAUAUUUACAUUUAUAAAAAAAAUAAUAUUUAAUUCAAGGACCAAAUCAAAAUCAAAAACUGAGUAAACAUUUUUUGUAUUUUAUAAUAAAUAAAAUAUUAAAAUAUAAACUAGAAA
Molecule: messenger RNA, 3371 nt
Organism: Aphis gossypii (cotton aphid)
Lineage: Eukaryota; Metazoa; Arthropoda; Insecta; Hemiptera; Aphididae
Exons: 9
Coding region: 172-3321 (1049 amino acids)
Molecular function (GO): UDP-glycosyltransferase activity
Source: RefSeq, a predicted model, not a curated record